Molecule: messenger RNA, 1851 nt
Organism: Ananas comosus (pineapple)
Lineage: Eukaryota; Viridiplantae; Streptophyta; Magnoliopsida; Poales; Bromeliaceae
Product: transcription termination factor MTERF6, chloroplastic/mitochondrial
Exons: 2
Coding region: 594-1589 (331 amino acids)
Biological process (GO): regulation of DNA-templated transcription
Molecular function (GO): double-stranded DNA binding
Source: RefSeq, a predicted model, not a curated record
GUUCUUAGAUAACACGGCUUUCUUCGUCCCGUUUCUUGCCCGGCGCUCCUCCUCCGGUGGGAAUCGUACGGCGACGGAAGUUAAAACUUAGCGCAGGUGUACGAAACGACGGAACUACCCAGCGCAGGUGAGUAGGAACUGAGAAAUGAAUGAGGGUAUUUUGGUAAAUAUGCACGAAGGGGUAAGGUUUCAUUGAUGGCUACCCUGUACGAAGAAAAAUACAUGCCUCUUCUCUUCGGAUAAGGGCUCUGAUUUCUCGGAACGAACAGUUGAGAAACAAACAGGGAUGAGGUAAUCAGAGAAGGCAGGCAGGUCUUCAGGCCAUGGUUUUUGUCCUAGCAUCCCUUUAUUAGUUAAUAUUAGGCUUGGGCCAAUUUUCUCCUUCCCUCGCGGCCAACAAGGUUUUAGUACUGUUUAUGCCUGUACAUACUUGAGAAAGGGAUGGCCCUUAUUCUUUCCGCUAGACCGUCCUUGUUGUGUUUGAUGAAUUGCCUCGACCACCGCGGCCAUUUGUGCUUCGCGAACUGUUCAGUCAAUGUACUCUCAUUCUACUGCAUGAUGCUAUAUUGCAACAGCUGGCGCUUGUAGGAACUAUGGGAAGCAGCGGAGAGCAGAUGCCUAGCAUUCUAGGGUUUCUGAAAGAUAAAGGUUUUGAUGAUAAGAGCAUACAAUCCAUGCUCGGAAGAUGCAAGCGGCUGCAUAGCGUCGAGGGAGACAAAGCCUCAGAGAAUUGGAACUACUUGAGAAGCAUUGGGAUCCAGGAGAGGAAGCUCCCUCAUGUUGUUUCCAAGUGCCCUAAAGUUCUUGCUCUGGGAUUGAAUGAGAAGCUUAUUCCCACGGUCGAGUGCCUCUCGACAUUGGGAACAAAGCCUGGUGAAGUGGCCUCGGCAAUUACUAAGUUCCCCCACAUACUCGCCCACAGCGUGGAAGAGAAGCUAUGCCCCCUUCUGGCUUUUUUCCAGGCACUCGGGAUCUCCGAAAAGCAGUUGGGUAAGUUGCUUUUGCUCAACCCGCGGCUUAUCAGUUACAGCAUCGAGACCAAGUUCUCCCAGAUUGUGGAUUUUUUUUCAAGUUUAGGCCUCAAUAAGGAAGGAGUCGUAGGAAAAAUUCUCACCAAGGAUCCUUUCAUCAUGGGGUACAGUGUAGAGAAGCGGCUUCUUCCCACUACAGAAUUUCUAAAAUCAAUAGGGCUAAGUGAGCUAGACCUUCGAAGGGUUGUCAUAAACUUCCCUGAAGUGCUCUGCAGGGAUGUUGAGAAGAUUUUGAAGCCCAAUUUAGCAUUCUUAAGGAGAUGUGGAUUUAACAAUGCCCAAGUUAAAGAUUUGGUUGCUGGGUACCCGCCUAUUCUGAUCAAGAGUGUGAAGAACUCCUUGGAGCCCAGAAUCAAGUUCUUGGUAGAAGAGAUGGGGAGAGGGAUCGGUGAGGCCGCAGAGUAUCCGAAGUUCUUCAGGCAUGGUUUGAAGAAGAGCCUAGAGUUUCGACAGAGGUUGGUUAAGAAGAACAACUUGCACUGUAGCCUAAGUGAGAUGCUUAACUGCAAUCAAAAGAAGUUUGUUACGAAGUUCGGAUUAAUGGCAGGGCAUUCCUGAUUCCUUUCUUCUGAUUGGACAGUUUUUUUCUGCUAUUUUUGAUGUUUGUAGAAUUUUUGGACAGCAAUUCUAGCAAUUUUGUUUCAAGAUGAUGUGAACGGAGAAAUGUAAAACGGCUUAUUUUGAGGCAGGCAUUUGCUGAUCAUCGUUUCUGCUUCCGCUCAGCAUUAUUUGAUGGUGGUGGUUUAAGUUCCCACUAAUGGAUUUCUUUCCAUCUACAGCUCUGUAAAAUUGCAAAACCGGAUAUAUGCUCUUUCCGACA